Messenger RNA from Aureobasidium uvarum, 951 nucleotides. The record is from the annotation of a GenBank genome assembly. Lineage: Eukaryota; Fungi; Ascomycota; Dothideomycetes; Dothideales; Saccotheciaceae.
AUGCACCCGCCACAGGCCAUGCCCGGAGCCGACAUUCUUCGGCCUGUACCACCAGCCAGUCCCAUACCAUCUCCGCGACUGCCACCUCUCGUAAACACCCCGACCUCGAGACCCUUGAUCAUAGGCGCCAAUUGGAGACAAUACGACGAUAUGUCUGCCACAAACCCUGAAUCCUCACGCCCGUCCACUCCAGCUCUACCUACAUCAAAGAGACACGAAGAGCACGCCGACGCCUCCGCAAGGACACCACAACGCCCGUCGCCAAAGAGAACGUCAACGCCUGCCUUCCUUGAACUGGUCCUGAAUGAGGAGUAUCCCAUGUGGAAAAAUGUCGAUUCUGGCAGCGACUCGUUCAAUCGCUCCAAUAUGCUCGUUCAACUCGAUGAGAUCCUCACAGGCUGGACAGUGGACCAAAAGCUAGAGUUCAACCAAAUGCCACUGCGCCUCGCCGGCUCAGAGCCCUGUCUCUUUUACUCUAUCCUCGCUACCGCCUCCAUCAUGAUGCCUCCAGGUCUCAUCUCACCGACUGUCCCACGCUGGCUACAGAACCGCACGGUCGAAUGCCUCAACCAAGCCUUCGCAGACCCCAAACGUGCAUACAGCGACGCCACAAUCCUGACGCUGAACAUGGUGGCCCUCUUCGAAUCUUGUAGCGGCCACGCUUCCACCGCCGCCUCCACCCAUCAGCCCGUUUUGCGCCGCAUGGUUGACGAGCGCGGUGGAUUGACCGGACUCGUCAAAGACGAAAACGAAGACUCGAAAAACUUGGUCAGGAUCCUGGCUUGGACGGAUCGUGUCAUCAGGUGUCAGACCAGUAAUCCGCUCAUGUUUGGAGACUUUAGAGAAGAAGAGAGUUUGCAGAAGACUGAUUGGGAGGGCAUCUGGGCGAGGAUGGAGAGGAGGGUGGAGGAGAAUAGGCCGCAGCCUAUUGAGGAGUUGCCUGAUUGCUAA